UAUGUAGUUAGGAAGAGCUGACUGCUAAAGAGAAAAUGGCAUCUCUAGAAAAAGCUGAUGAUGCCUCGUCACCCAUCCGAGGACCCGGAGAUGGCAUGGAAACAGAGCAGACGGCUGAAUCCGUGGAAGUAAUCACUGGAACCAACACUAUGAACCAUCACAUCCGCCACAGCCCACAUAAAAAGGCAGUCUCUUCCCUGAGUCCUGGAGUUCUGCAGCUAGGGAAAGUACCUGCUGAUAAAUCAGUGGAGAUUGAAGCUAUUCGUAUAUUAGUCCCCAAAGCAGCUAUUGCCCAUGUUGUUCCAAGUAAAAGUGCUAAGGUAGCUAAAUCAGCAGGACAUAAAGGAGACUCAUUCCAUCAGUCAGAUGGACCCGCAGAUCCCAAGAAAGAACAGACAGAGCUGAAGAAUGCAAUUGAAAAGCUAAAGAAUUCAGAAAAGCGGUUGUUACAGGAUAAAGAAGGUCUCUCUAAUCAGCUACGCAUACAGACAGAGGUGAAUCGGGAGCUGAAAAAAUUGCUUGUUGCUUCUGUUGGGGAUGAUCUGCAGUAUCACUUUGAACGGAUGGCUCGUGAGAAGAAUCAGCUAAUCCUAGAAAAUGAAGUCCUGGGCCGGAAUCUGUCUCAGUUGUCUGAACAGUUAGAGCGCAUGUCUAUACAGUGUGAUGUGUGGCGAAGCAAAUUCCUGGCAAGCAGGGUUAUGGCUGAUGAGCUAACCAAUACCAGAGCAAUUCUUCAGCGUCAAACCAGGGAUGCACAAAGUGCAAUCCAGGACUUGCUGAAUGAACGUGAUCAGUUCCGUCAAGAGAUGAUUGAUACACAGAAGCUGCUGGAGGAGCUGAUGGUUUCUCUUCAGUGGGGGAGACAACAGACAUACUAUCCGAGUGCCCAGCCUUACACUACAACAGAGCUAGCAGCUGUGAAUUGUAAGCUAGCCAAAGCUGUAAGCUCACAUCUCCUUGGAAAUGUUGGCACUAAUAGUCCAAAAAAGACUUCAACAGCUGUGGAGUUCUGCAACACCCCUGCUGAGAAAAUGGCUGAAAUGGUGCUACGUGUACUGGAUCCAGCUGCACGUACAGAAACAUCAACAGAACUUUCUUUUUCUGAGACUUCCCCAUCUUCCUUCCUUUCCACAAAGAAGAAUAUUGGAAGGUUUCACCCAUAUACAAGAUAUGAAGAUGUAACUUUCAAUUGUUGCAAUCACUGUCAAGGAGAGCUGAUAGUCCUUUAAAAGCGCUGCCAAUGCAACUGCAUAUGCACUCUUUCUAAAGAAUUACACUAGUUGAUGUUCAACAGGCUUCCCUUUUUCCUGUUUCCUUCCAUGAUGGCUGGGUUUAACAUUGGAAAUUAUACAGUUUCUGCUUCUGUACCCCGUGAAGUUAGGGACUGACAGGAUUUCCUUAGCCUCUGGGAUACUUCUACUACUUUUUAG
Molecule: messenger RNA, 1430 nt
Organism: Charadrius vociferus (killdeer)
Lineage: Eukaryota; Metazoa; Chordata; Aves; Charadriiformes; Charadriidae
Gene: BLZF1
Product: basic leucine zipper nuclear factor 1
Exons: 6
Coding region: 36-1229 (397 amino acids)
Biological process (GO): Golgi organization; Golgi to plasma membrane protein transport
Cellular component (GO): Golgi membrane
Source: RefSeq, a predicted model, not a curated record